This is a messenger RNA of Dermacentor silvarum, 6309 nucleotides long. RefSeq names its product septin-7-like (gene pnut). The coding region runs from base 16 to 1722 and encodes 568 amino acids. The record is from RefSeq and is a predicted model, not a curated record. NCBI's taxonomy places the organism in Eukaryota, Metazoa, Arthropoda, Arachnida, Ixodida, Ixodidae. Gene Ontology annotation, molecular function: GTPase activity; GTP binding; molecular adaptor activity. The transcript is spliced from 12 exons. Gene Ontology annotation, cellular component: microtubule cytoskeleton; septin complex; septin ring. Gene Ontology annotation, biological process: cilium assembly; cytoskeleton-dependent cytokinesis.
CUCGUAGUGGCAUCGAUGCCGGCGCUCCCCCGCCGGUCGGCGUCCUCGGGCGCAGCCGACGUGCCCAGCGCGCGGCUGGGCUACCGCUACGCGGGCCUCGAGCGCUUCUCCGGUCGACCGCGCGUCUACGAGAGUCCGUCGUCGUCGCGCUCCUCGUCGCCACCGCCGCUGCCCGACAAGCAGCCGCCGCCGCUGCCACCGUCGUCCCAACUGCCAUCCUUUGCGGCCCUGACCUUGACCAGCUCCCUGUCUACCAAGCGGGAGCUGUUCUUCCGCGACGGGCCGGUGCCCCCGGCGGCGCCCAGCGCCGGCGGCCUACUGGGCCUGAGCAAGGACUCGGCCGGCAGCCUGUCUUCUUCAGGAGGAGGCGGCGGAUCGGCGCCGCCGUCGUACACUUCGGCUACCGGGAACCGCGAGCUUGCGGAGGGUUACGUGGGCUUCGCCAACCUUCCCAACCAGGUCUACCGCAAGGCGGUCAAGAAGGGCUUCGAGUUCACCCUCAUGGUGGUCGGUGAAGCUGGACUUGGAAAGUCAACGCUCAUCAAUUCUAUGUUCCUAACGGACAUUUACUCAAAUGAAUAUCCCGGGCCAUCUCACCGUGUAAAGAAAACUGUGGAGGUUGAAACCACUCGAGUUCUUCUAAAGGAAGGCAGCGUCAACCUAACACUGACCAUUGUGGACACACCAGGCUUUGGCGACGCUGUUGACAACACUCAGUGUUGGCAGCCUAUAAUCGACUACAUUGAAGCGAAGUAUGCAGAGUACCUCGAUGCAGAAUCACGAGUACAUCGGACAACAUUGCCUGAUAAUAGAGUUCACUGUUGUCUUUACUUCAUUGCACCUUCAGGACAUGGGUUAAAGCCUCUGGAUAUUGAAUUCAUGAAGCGGCUCCAUGACAAAGUCAACAUUAUCCCUGUGAUUGCCAAAGCAGACACUAUGACACCAGAGGAGUGCAGUCUAUUCAAGCGAACGAUUUUGAACGAGAUCACGCAAAACAAAAUUCGUCUUUAUGAAUUUCCUGAUCCAGAAGAUGAAGAGGAGAGCAAACUGCAAAAGCCACUUAAGGAACGUGUACCCUUUGCUGUUGUAGGCAGCAAUACAGUGGUUGAAGUGAAUGGUCGGAGAGUCAGGGGUCGCAAGUAUCCUUGGGGAGUUGCAGAAGUCGAGAACAUGGACCACUGUGACUACAUUGCCUUGAGGAAUAUGCUCGUAAGGACUCACAUGCAGGACCUGAAGGACAUCACAAACAGUGUCCACUAUGAAAACUACCGUUGCCGAAAGCUUGCUGGUGUUGGAGGUGCUGGGGAGCCAGGUCAUGUCAGGUCUAACAAGAAUCCACUGGCCCAAAUGGAAGAGGAAAAGAAAGACCAUGAAGCUAAGAUGCAACGCAUGGAGAAAGAGAUGGAGCAGGUGUUUGAGAUGAAGGUCCGCGAGAAGAUGCAGAAGCUUAAGGAGUCUGAAGCGGAUUUGCAGAGAAGGCACGAGCAGAUGAAGAAAGGGCUGGAGCAGCAGAAGCUUGAGCUAGAAGAGAAGCGGCGCAACUUCGACAAGGAAAAGAGUUCUUUUGAAAUUGCCCACAGGGAUAUGGAGGAUGUCUUUCGCAAAAUGGCUGUGGACAGCAGCUCUAAAGAAUUGCGCCGUUCUGUCUCUGAGGACCACUUCAGUAGCCGCAAAUGCAUGCAGUAUGCUGCGCCCGUCCGAAAGAACUGCAAGCAGAUGUAGAGUGAUGCACGCCCCUACUACCACCCCUCUGCCGUCACCUCGGCACCCACCUUGCCUUUGGCCGGCUAUAGUUUCUUGCGUCACACUGAGAGUUCAAUGGACCAGCACAUCCUUCUCUUUUUUUUGCGCUUAUUUUUCUGUGUAUGCAGCACACUAUCAAGUUAUCAUUUUUCUGUCAGUGUUACGUGUUUUACUUGAGUUCUUCACUUCUGUGAUGAUUUUUCAAAGGUGUGUGAAUGCUUAAUGACAUGUGCAAGAUUACUGCUUCUGAUUUUGUUGGCUCCUUUUGGUGUCUUUCAAACACCCUGUAGAAACACUGUUUGCAUACUUUCUCAGGCAUGCAGGUUCACUCACUCUUGUCCACAAUAUUAAUUUUUAUUUUUACAUCUCUUGCAUCUCUUGAAAGGCGCCUCUUUGAUUGUGCUUUCAUCAUUUCAUUAUGACAGUCAUGACACUUAUCACAAUUCCGCAUUUUAUUUUGUGUUCUGUGCCACUGCCCUCCAUGCCAGCCAAAAAAUGGGAAAAAACAUGCCUGCAUAACUUGCAGUGCUAUUCAACAGAGGAUCAUGCACAUGAUAUUUAUGACAAGAACUUCAUGCAUGUUUUAUUUUCUUUGCACUUUCUGCGGCAUUAUGUCAAGGUUGGACAUUUUCCCCCAUGUUGCAGUCUUCAUUACAUGUUGCAGUUGAGCUGUGGUUAUUCAAGUCUGCAUUGUAAAUAACACUAGCCCUUAUUUCAGUGGCAGCACAUCCUUGUCAUUUUGAGCUAAAUGAUCUGGUCACAACUGUUUUUUAGUGCACACAUGCUUCACACAUUGUUGUUACUUUAUUUUUGUUUUUCAUCCUUUGUUGCAUUGUUACAUAUUUUAUUCCCAUUACUGUUGAUUAUAUAGUAUGUUCAAGUUUUGUGUGUCUUGUUUAUCAGCCCAUAAGGUUUGCAUAUUAGUGACUUGUUCUCAAGCAUUUUAUGCAUUGGGUAGUGUGUUGGAGCUUGAACUUAUUUCUUUCCCUCCAGAAGAAAUGCUAGUAGCUUUCAUACCUUUUCUCUCUGCUUUUGUUGUAGCUUAAAGUAUUUAUAUUUUAAAAAUUGUACAUAACAGUAAUUAGGACAUGAUUUUGUGAUAAGCAUGACCAAGGAGCACAUUGUUUAUUCCUAGUCCAACACAUAUUAGUUGUGAACCAGCAUUUCAGCUAUAAGUUUGUUGGUUUUGUCAGUGUUGGAAAAGAAAGGUGAGAUAGGUAAUGUGUGACCUGAUUAUUACCUGCAUGUUUCCAAAGUCUACUAUCUUAACUAAGUAGUAAGCACAAGAACUGUAUGGGUUGGUUGUUAUAGCUGUGACAAGUUGUAUGUGAUACGAGGAACUAGUAUAGUCUGUGCAUUCCACUGAAAGAAAAGAACAGCUCACACUAGAGAAUGAGCUAUUCCUUGAACGUGACAUUCUGUACUGUUACUUUAGAAUGGAUUUGUGAGCAGCACAACACGCACUACAGAUGAAAGGUGUCAGGAAAGCCAAUACCUUCUCAGCUUGCACAUGUGCCUUUGGAUUGCACCAUGUAACAACUUUGUCUACCACAUAAUAUGAAUGCUCUUUACUACUAAGUGGGAGAUUCAGCACAAUCACCUGCACAACUUAUAUAUGCCAGUGGUCAUCAAGAAACAUGCCUAAGAUUACGCACACAUCUUUGCUUCUGCAAACUAAUAUUCAGUUGAAGCAAGAGCCUGAUCUCACUAAGUGGCCUUAGUCUGGUAGCCUUUCGGUUGAUUGUUCUAAUAGUUUGAAGUGGGGACUGCUAGUAUGCUGUCGCCGUUAAUCGUGACUGUGGUCUGCAGAGUAAGAACUUAGAGCUGCAUAUCGACCAUAAGUGGUGUUUAGCAAGGCAAACUAGCACAUUGAUAUCAGUGUGUUGUGUUAAAUGUUUUAUUUUCUAACAAAGAAAGGUGACGUUACCUUUCUUGCUAGAUGUUGCCCAUUGCUUCAGCUAUAGCACGCAUAUUGGUAUCAACUGUAAUAUGUUCCUGAUAAUGUGUUGCAUCAUUCUUUGCAUUGCCAGUACUACCUUUGGUGGGCUUUCAAAUACCAAAAAGUUAUUUUUUAUUUUGUUGAUUAUCUUAUGUUGAGUUUUGUUUUAUAGUUUAUGUUCUGUUGGGAACAAAAACGAUCUUAAAAAGUAAUGACAGGGUCUUAUGUGAAACGAAAUUGUAUGUGUGUCACCACUGAAUUGAGACAUGCACCAAAGCGCUGGAGCUCAGGUAAUAUGGGGUCCUGUGGCUGAUCACUAGGGAAGUUCAGUAUGCUACAGCUUGAAAUAUUGGCUGCAUGUUUGCAUGUUUUCUUAUGGUAUUCUUACUAGGCAGCAAGUGAUGCUUCCUCUGUGCAUGCUCUCCUUCAGUUUUGAUGCUCAUAUCCUGUAUGUCCUCGCUCCUGAAAAUUGCAUAUAUGCAUUUGUUUCCAUUUUGAUUAUUUGCAUUGUUUUCUAAUUCUAGCCCCUAGGCAGCCCUCAUUUUGACUUGCAUUAAGGUUUACCUAUAGCUCCUCUUUUGUUUACUUCGUAAAUGGACAGUGCCUCUCUUGUCGGUAGUUAAUGGCAUAAACCUGUUUUGAGAGACCUUGACCACUCCACAUAUAGUCCACACAUUUAUUUUAUUUCACGAGCUAGUUAAUACCGUCAGCAUAGUUCAUUCACUGUGUUUAGCUAGAGGCUCAGAUAAAAAGCUUUAUGUGAAGCGUGCUGUGCUCCUACCUUUCAUUCUCAGUUGAUGUCAAGAUGAAGCUACAGAGAGCUAUGAUAAAUUUUAUAUGCCAUUCGCAUGCACCAAGUUUAGAUAAGAGGGAGGUAAUCAAAUAAUAUUUAUAGCACUAAGUUUGGCACUCUGGGGUGAUUGUCGAAUAAAUGACUGUGUAAGUGAUAGUUUCUGUAUCCCCUCUGCCUAGUUCUGGGUGUUAUUAAGAAAAGAACUUACUGUUGGCUUCAUUAGUGCUGUAGCAUCAUAAAUUGCUAUGCUUUUCGGCCACCUAGUUGUGUUAAAUGUUACCAAGAACCUGUUGAAAUCAUUUGCAUAGCGUACAGGGUUGCAGUUGCUUUCACUAAAUGUAUCUCUCCCUCUCUCUCUCCUUUCCAUUGGCUGAAGUUGAAGAACAGUACUGGAAUUUUUUUUAUCAGGACUAGCAAAGUCUGGGAGCUCGUAUUUUUAUGAAGAGCACACAGAGCCUAUGAUUAAUAAUUAAAAGUGUGAAGUCUGUGAGGAAUGAAAGAAUUGAGGUUAAAAAACUGAUGAAUGAGUAAAAGGGUUAAAAAAAAUUGAUAAGUAAUCCUACCAGAAAAUGCACACAUUCUCAGUUUGAUACAAGUUUUCUAUUCUGUUAAAAAUGAGAAUGCAUAGAGAAACAGCGCAUUUCAAUCAGUAGUACCUUUGUAUGCACGUUUGUCCCCAUGGUUUCAAUCAGUUUACAGUCUACAACUUGUAACCCAUAUGCAUUGUGGGCCACAUCACUCUUUCUGUACCAAAGGAAAUGACCAAUAGUACCAAAUUUUUCAGCGAUUUCCAGACACUUGGCCUCAUGACUAUACUCACUAGCAGUAGAAGGGCUAACAAAACAAUUUGCUUGUGAAGCAGGCUCAUGAUAGCCAGCUAAAUGAAAGUACCAGCCAGUCAUGAAGCGUUCUAAAGUAUGAACAGCUUUGUGAAUAUCUACUGACGUGAGCAAGUAAAGUUUUGCUUGAAUCCAUAAAUGAGGAAUGUGGCAAAAGGAAACCUAUAUCCUCAACCUACUUCAUAACUGCAUCAUCCAAGGGCACUUUUAUUUCAUGUUUUUGUGAAUAAAUUAUAGCUGUUCUAGCUUGUAAUUCGCCACUAAUGAUAAAAAAAAAAAAAAAAAAAAAACCUGUGAAGGUCACACUUGCCUUAGCGGCUUAUUUAUUCACAACAUUAAAUAACAUUACCGUAGGCGCUGUUCUGUCAUGUUGGACCUGGGCCUUAGGAGCACAUGCCUUAGGCAAUGUUAUAUUCUGUUGUCAUUAUUAAAUUGUAGCUCCCUAGGCCUGAAUUUCACCUCAUACACUUGGGAAAGGCUACACUUGGCUCAUGCCUUAGGGUCAAAAAGCAAUAAAUUUGUCCUAUGGUUCUUGUUCGUGAUCUAAAAUAGUAGCCAGCUCUCAUGUUGGCCUUGUUGCAUCAUGAUCAUGCAGAAUCUGUCCAUAUUGUAAUGACUAUUUUGUGUUAUGGCUUGGGCAUGGUUUUGCUAUCCAAUCCAUGCAUGAGCAGUGGUCAGCAAUCAUUUAUUGCAGUUAAAAGGAAGUAAUGAAAGUUCAGUGACUGGUGUGUGAAGAAGCUUGGUCUAGAAAGGGCAUUUGCCACUGAAAGUUUUAAAAUCAACAUAUUUAUAUGUCGCUCUUGCAUUUCACCAUUGCAUAUAGUCAUUGAAAGAUCAUCAUAUUGAAAUGUUAAGUUUUGCUCAUUUGGAUGUUGUUGGAAACGUUUCUUUGGGUUGGCCUUGCCUUAUUUAAGAUGACUUGAGGAGCUUUUUACCCAGGUACCCAUUGCCAAAAUGUAUAUGCCUUGAAAAAUAAAUUGAUUUGGUAAUGUAAA